UUUUUUUUUGCGCAACUUUUGUAUUAUAUCUGCAGAGAUAAAAUUUGCAAUUGAUAUUAUUUAUUUUUAAUAGCCGGUGUUUAAACUUUCGCAACAUUCAAACCUCAAUUAUGGAGGCCUAAGAAAGCAUUAAGACAAUCGAAGAUGUGUUUCAUUGAAAAUGGUUAAAUUAAUAAUUUUGUUUAUGUUAUCAUGUGCUCUCGUUCAAGGUAGUGUAAUAACAUCAUUACUGAGUUACUUUUCAAAUACUUAUCAAGACAAUAAAUCACCUGUUCGCCAUAAAAGAAUUACAUCUGAUAAAGGAAGGUCUGAUGUCGGACUUCAGUCAGGAUUUCAUUUUCGUAAUGAUGAAUUUGGGGAAGAUCCUGACAAGGGUUUUGCAGAAAUUAUAAAAAAUGCACAAACUUUAGAGAAUAGUAUUAGUAAAAAAGCUACUCGUAGUUUAAAUGAAAAAGUUCCUGAAAAUUAUACAAAGACAAUAUUUGUUGAACAAAGAGUAACUUUAACAAAAAAAAAAAAUGACGAAGAUGAGGUAACAAAAGUUCCUCACGGUAGAAAUUCACACCAAAGUGAAGAAAAUGUAAAUAGUAGAGAAGAGAAAGAAAUGUCUUUGGUUAAAAUUUCUUCACAUGUUGUACCAACAGAAAAAACCAUAAAUGAAGGUAGUGCCAGUGGUGAGGAAGAAGAUAGCCCCAUAACAGAAGUGAGUACUUGGCCGAAGGGAACCUAUGGACUUCCAAAGUCUACGUAUGGUUGUCCUAAUACUUAUGGUUUUAAAUGGAAAACAGGCUUUCGUUAUCACGAUACAGAAGAUGAUGGUACAGAAAAUCAACGAUCUGAUUUUUUUCAUUUAGCUGCUAACUUCUCUGAAGAUGGGAUAAGUCAUGAGUUUUGUAUUAAAGAUGAACCUGAAGGAGAGGGGAACUGGCCAAAUGGAAAGUAUUGCAUUUACAAAAGGGGACCAUCCUGCCCCUUAAACCUUAAAGAAGGUUUUGUCAUUUGGGAUGAUGAGAAUACUGAUAACCAAAAUGAUAAAGGUGGUGCAUUGCCUGAAGGACAGUACACAGAUGAUACUAAAAUAUACUUUUGUUGCAGUACUGCUGGAAACACAGAAACUCAAAUUUCUUUACCAGCUAAAAAACCAUUUUUUCUAUUUGCAUACGAAUCAAUCAAAUGUCAAAGGGUUUUAAACAUGAAGUCAACAAGUGAGUUUAUUAAGUUUGAUGAUGAAGAUCAUGGAAACACAGACUACGAGUCAGGAUUUUAUCCUUAUGGAAUACACAAAUUUCAAAAAGACCACAUGUUGUUUUUAUGUUAUUAUGAACCAAGUAAACGUGUUGUUUCAUACAAUGCUGAACCAUCCCUUCUUGCUAAUCUGGAAGAAGAAGACUCUCGAAAUAGUGCAGAACUUGAUCAGGAAACUGUGCGACAAAGUGAAGAAAUGAUGAAAGCAUUUUUAAAAGCCACAGGUGGAGAAGAGGAUAGCUCUGCAAAAAAGGAACGAACUAAAACCAUUAUCAAAACAAUUAAGGUACCAGUAAGUGGUAAAACAAGUCCAUUUGCUGUGAUAAUUGGAAUAGUCCUUGGAAGCUUAGUUCUUGGUAUAACGAUAAUAAUUAUAGUUCGUAUUGUUGUUGUUAAAGAAAGUAAUAUACCAACAAAAAAUGUAUGUCAAGAACAUUUAUCUCCGGAUGUCAAACCGAUAAUUGAAAUAGAAAAAAGUGAGUCAACUCACCGACCUAAUCAAAAAGAUGAUGACAGUGAGAGCGAACACGGUAGCGUUUCAGUUUAUACUGAUAACGAAGACCAUUGGUCUGAUUUUGAAUGCGAUGAAGAACUAGUAGAAGAUCAACUUUUACCAGAUUCAGAGUUAAAGUCAGGUUUAGAGCUCCUAUUUUUAAAACAACAAAGACAUUAUUGGAAUCACAAAAGGAGGCACGAACGUGGAAAAGACUCUUAAUUUUUUUAUUUUUCUUAUAGAAUAUUUUGUGAAUUAACCAAGUUAACUCUUUUUGCGCUACCCUAACGGCACCAUGCUUUAAAAUCUUUUUUUUUUUUUUUUUUUUUUUUUUUUUACUGUUUUUAGACGACCUGACAAUCACUGGUUCAAUUUUAGAAUUGUUUUGCUUUUUUCUUAUUUUUGUUUCGAUUUAUGUCAGUUUUGUAAUAAUCUAAAAGUUUAAACUAAAGACUUCAGCUUAAAUGUGCUCAAUAAUAUGUAAUAUGUGAUACAGACUAUUAUUUUUAUUAAAAUAUGUAAAUAUUUUUUGAAAACCUUUUUAUGAAUUUAAAUCAGAUGAUUGUGUAUGUGUUGUUUAAGUGAGUUUGCUUGUUUAAUCAAGUUUUUUAAACGCAAGUAUAUUUUAUUUUGUAAUAGUUAAAAUGCUUUUAAAAGACUAUAUUAGUUUUAAAAACUUUUUAUAUUUAAAGUGGUCUUUAAAUUUGUUUAUAUUUUUUGUUCUAAAUGUCCCUUAACUCAUUUGUUAAUGAAAAUGUUAACUUUUAAUGCU
Molecule: messenger RNA, 2510 nt
Organism: Hydra vulgaris (swiftwater hydra)
Lineage: Eukaryota; Metazoa; Cnidaria; Hydrozoa; Anthoathecata; Hydridae
Source: RefSeq, a predicted model, not a curated record